Molecule: messenger RNA, 1524 nt
Organism: Gavialis gangeticus (Gharial)
Lineage: Eukaryota; Metazoa; Chordata; Crocodylia; Gavialidae
Gene: MCIDAS
Product: multiciliate differentiation and DNA synthesis associated cell cycle protein
Exons: 5
Coding region: 1-858 (285 amino acids)
Biological process (GO): negative regulation of cell cycle; negative regulation of DNA replication
Cellular component (GO): nucleus
Source: RefSeq, a predicted model, not a curated record
AUGACUAAGCAAAUGAUCUCAUUUCAGGCUCCCUGUUUGCAGCCCGAGCUCAGCUUCGACUUCCAGGAGUUCAGAGAUGCCGUCAGCACUUUCCUUCCUGAUCCUACUGACCUGAUGCCACCUCCACUGGAUGCUGCUGGGUUCAGCUUCCCACUGAGUGAUGGAUCUGCCUUCAACCCCUGCCUUCAGACUGUGCCAGGUACCCCCAUCCCGCAGCCCAGCCUAUCAGGUGCUGCCCCGGCUGAGCAGUACUGGAAGGAGGUGGCAGACCACAACCAGAGAGCGCUGGGAGAUGCGCUGGUGGAAAACAACCAGCUCCACGUCACCUUAUCCCAGAAGCAAGAGGAGAUCACAUCCCUGAAGGAGAAGAACGUGCAGCUGAAGGAGUUGGCCAGCCAGGCCAAGCAGCUGGCCUCAGUGCUUAAUAGACUGAUGGUCCAGCAGGCCCAGGAAGCACCAGAUGCUUCCCACUGUAAGGGAACAGUGAAGAGGGGCCUGGAGGACCUGUUUGCCGCUGGCCAGGAGGGCUGUGAGGGGGUAGAUGAGAUCCUGCGGGAGAUCUCAGACAAGUGCCAUGCCGCUCUGCAGACGCUUGAUGAGAGCAAGGACAUGAAGCGCCUGCGGCUUCAAGCUGAGGAGCGCCAGGCCAUCCCUCUGCAUGGAGCCUUCAAUGGACUGGAGACAUGUUUCAGCCAGAGCUCUGUGGAGCUGGGUGACAGUGAGCUGGAAGAAGGCUUAGCUUUCAGGACCUCCAUCAAGGAGCAUGGCACGAUCCGGACACUGGCAUUCCCUCAGGGCAAUGCUUUCACGAUCAGGACAGCAACUGGGGGCUACAAGUUCAGAUGGGUUCCCAGCUGAACUAGGAAAGGAUCAGCUAACUACACUGGCCAAGCCCCACUGAAGGCUUUGCACUGCCUGCACUUACAUUGGCUGGGCCCAGCCAGGCCAUGGGGUUUCCUCUCCCAGUGCUGCUUGUGGUGAGGGUGAGUUGAAGGGUUUCUUUGGAAGCUGCUGAGGAAAAAUCUGGAUGCUUUUUUUUUUUUUUCUCCAAAUAAAGCUGGGCUGUGAUUGUGUGUUCCAAGCUUAUAAAGUCAUAUUUAAGUCACAGUUGUGUGUACAACUAUAUUUAUUUUUACAUCCUGUCUGAUCACCUAAAAUUGACAAGGAUUUUUAAUAGUUUCACAUAAACAUUGUUUUGUAUCAGGUAGGUACACUGACUGCUUUGCACAAAAGAGUCUUUCUUACUGUAAGACUUGUUCUGCUAAAGCAGAGAACAUUAGAAAAAAAACAUGUGCUUGUAUGCACUCAGUACUAUUUUCUCAAGUAAAGAGAAAUAAAGAAAUGGGCAUUCAAAGUUUUUAAAUGGAUAUACUUCUAUUGCACAUACCUAAUCAAAAAGCAUGCAUUUAGAAUUGACAGGUAACUUGAAAGUCACAACAUUCUCAGUUAAGGUUUUUCAGUAUAAUCUGGCUGUGCAGUCAUGUGCAUCACCAGCACAUCAAUAAGUAAAUAAGGUAGUGGUAA